Messenger RNA from Vitrella brassicaformis, 1400 nucleotides. NCBI's taxonomy places the organism in Eukaryota, Vitrellaceae. The record is from the annotation of a GenBank genome assembly.
CUGUCUGCCUGCCCGCGUAGGAAAGGAAGAACAAAACAGCGUACGAUGUAUGGACGGAUGACAUGCAAAAAGAACAACGGCCGGACGGCCCUUCAACAAAGACACCCGACCCAGCCCCAGUGAUUGCGGACACAACAGUGAUUUGCACAAUGCACACUCUCUCAUGCAGCCGACACGACAAACCGUCAGUUGCGGUCAGUCGGAUGGAUGGCUGGCCUCUAUGUCUCACCCCUCCCUCUCUGCCUCCAGGGCAUGCACGCGCCUCUGCAGCUCCUGAACGACGGCUGCCAUGGUGUAAAACAUAUGGUCCAUGUCGAUGUACAGUGUCUCGGUGGGUUCCAAGCCCUCAACCGCCGCACUACUGGCAGACACCGCCUCUGAGAGAAAGGAGGAGAGCCAGCCAUACCACACACAGAGACAUGCAUGCUUACCCGGUAACACUCUCUGCAACUCCUGCGCCAACACCCCUACAGCAGGCAAAUCAGACAGACAAACCGAGAGACGCACGUGUCUCAUGCACGCGAGGGACCCCUCAAUUGCUCACGCGUACACUUACCGAUGUGCACUUUGUCUCCGUCUUCACCUCGCACCUGCGCUUGGUCCCACUGGAAGUUCUUCAGAGGCAACUCGGCGAACUGCAUGAAUCAAAGACAGACAGACGGAUAAGGGAGCACUGAUGUCGAUCUGUCCGUCCAGAGCGGUGUGUAGGGCUCACACGCUCACUUACUUUGUCGUAUGCCUCCUGCACCGAUUCAGCCGUCACGUCCUGCAGAAAGGCAGCCAAGAAGCCGAGCACAAAGCAGCUCUGGCCGGCGCGUAUGCCAGCAUACCUACCUGUAUGUUCCUCUUGGACCUCUCGUCAGAGAGUCCUUUCUCAACGGUGCGGUAGAUUCUGGUUGUGAAUAUCUUCCUGCGCGCAGAGCAUGCACAGCACAGCAGACACACGGACGCGAAGAGCGAUGCAUGCCACUGCAUGGUGCAGUGCAGUGCGUCGUGUGUGCACGUAUUGCUAGCAUGCCAGAUGUUGUGGUCCUCUCCACAUCCGAUGAUGCCUGCAAGCAGACAGGCAGACAGGCAAGCGAAGGGACAAGGAAAUGCGAGUGAUGUGACGCUGACGCCGGUGAGCUCACCAAAGCCGUCACUCGGUGACCCCUCGGUGUUCUGGACCACAAGGGCAGGAUGCAGCUCGCCAGUAUCGGGGUCCUCAUCACCCGCAUUCGCACGGCACGACUCCUCAGACCAUUGUCGGGUGCUGACGACGCUAUUGCUGAUGGGAUCCGCAGCCACGCACGACACACACCCAAGGGCGACGAGCACAAUUGCGGCACGAGCCAUCACGGGAGGCAUAUUCUCGGCCCAAAGCAAGCGGUGAGGGCGGAUUUUUGAUGAUUCGGAUUCGG